Molecule: messenger RNA, 5134 nt
Organism: Acanthaster planci (crown-of-thorns starfish)
Lineage: Eukaryota; Metazoa; Echinodermata; Asteroidea; Valvatida; Acanthasteridae
Molecular function (GO): phosphoprotein phosphatase activity
Source: RefSeq, a predicted model, not a curated record
UACGUGCGGAACCAAUCGAAUAUGAAUAAGAUCUGGAGCACCGAAACGCUGCGAUUUUCCACUCACGAAAGUUCGACUGCCGGCUUCAUCAACUCCAUUGUUUAUGCUAAACCUAAAUCGUCCACCUUUGUACCUUCCUGGCAGCUGAUAACAAUUUUGAGAUGGAUUCCAAAUCCUUGCCUACCUCUACAACCUCGGAUGGGGAUUUUGUUGACAGUCCAGCCAGAAACAUGAUCCCACUGGACACGGUACUGAACCUCCGGCGAAUAGACACCGGCGGUAAGCUCUAUCGCUCAGCCAGGCAGGACCGCGCCUCGCCCGAUGACAUCCAACGCUUGGACGACCUCGGCAUCCGCACUUUUUUUGACAUGCGCAGCCCCAGCGAGUACCUGGGUGCGCGACAUGGACUGCUAAAAGUGAGAGCACUCGACCACUGCGUCCGAGUGGUUGUGCCACAGCUCCCAAACCCCAAGACCAAGCCAUACCCAACCAUUGGCGCCAUUCCGCUGAAGGACUUGAGUGGGAAACCAGUCAUCAAACCCAAGCCUUCGUCCCAAAUUCCCAGGCAGCGAUACCUCGUCAACAUGCUCCCCUUGACGUUGGUGUUCGCUGUCUUCUCCAUAGCCCCGAUCUACAAAAGUCUGCUCUGCAUCUUUGUUAUACUCAUUGAUGCUGUCCUCGGUACUGGACACAAAUAUUUGCUGCGAUUUUUCUCUCCUGAGGUCAAUCGCGUUGGCAUGGCUGGAGUGUAUUGUAGCAUUCUUGAGAAUGGAGGCAAACAGUUGUGUUUCAUCUUGAAGACCAUCUCGGACCCAGCCAAUCUCCCUGCAUUGCUGUGCUGUGCGCACGGCAAGGAUCGGACAGGAAUUGUGACGGCUAUGAUCCUAAGCAUUCUGGGUAAAUCAGACGAGUACAUUGCUGAAGAUUACGCUUUGUCAGUGGAAGGGCUGAAGCCUGUCCAGUCACGCGUCCACGGAGAAUUGGUGACCCAGUACAACCUGGACGAGUCCUUCGCGAUGGCCAAGAAAGAGACGAUGCUGAAGACGCUGGCAUUGCUCAGGGACAGGUACGGAUCGGUGGAGAACUUUCUGGAAUCCAUCGGUUUUAGCGGGGAGGACCAGGAGAAAUUACGCCAGGUGCUUUCUUGAGAGAUUUUCUGUAAGUUUUGAGGUAGUGCAAAUUGUCUAUACUUUUCUUGGCAACUGAGGGCGCUGUUUCUGUGAUGUCAUUUGGGAAGACAUUGUACAUUUUAUCAGUUUUAUUAUUAAAAUAUUGUUACCUGAAUUUUUUCUCAUCAAAAAACGUGGGAGAAAGGGUUGCUCAUAUAUAGUAAGCUCAUCACCAUGCACAACAAAACUUUAAAUCACCCAAAAACAAAACAAAAUGUAAGACACAAAAAAGGUGAUAAGAUUCCAGCAGUUUUGUGUGUACAAAUCAAUGCAACAGAGAGGUUGUUCUCCCUGAAAUGUGGAAUGACAUCACAGUUUUGCUCAUGAAUAUGAAAAUUUGCAUCAGUAAGUUUUUAAACCUAGCCACACUAAUAUCGAAAGACUGAAGAUGCAUUUCUAAGAGUUGAAGUAAGAAGUUGUAUUGCAUGGACCCUUUAAUGCAUGAAUCAGCAGUUGCUUUGCUCGUAAAGCUGUUAAUUUAUUGAUGCCGGUGAAUAAUUUAGAAUUUGGGAUUUUUUUACAUGCUUAUGUUUUAAGCCAUAUUUGUAAAAAAAUGAAUGUGAGGCAUGGAACUCAAAGUAGUCUGGCACCACCCCUUUUAGCAGUUUACAUUCAAUAGGAUAGAUUCAAGGAAUAUUGUCGUAAAUGGCUUCUUUGUGGAUAAGAUCUGUUGAAACUCUCAUCUCUUAUUAUUAUUUUAUUUCUUAAAAGUUAUUCUUUCGGGAAGUCCAAAUUGAUCAAGUUACUCGUGGUACAUUUGUGUAAUGUAACAGGAGAAGUAGAUUAAAUUAUUGACCGUCUCUGAGCUGUUCAAACAGUUGGUUUGUAACUUGUAACAAGUGAAACUAAUCAAAAUUUGAUGCCCAUACAUGUAUGUAAUUUUAAAAAAUCAUAUUAGCAUUAAAAAUGCUUAUGUGUGAUGCUAAGUUGUUUUUGUGACAGGUUGGAAAUUAUACUUGCCAAUUGCCAAGGCUUUCUCUUUACAGUGGCUUAAAAAGGCAUAUAUGUGAUUUCAAGUUUAUGCAUAAAUUUGCUGUUAGUGUGUGGAAUUUAGACAUUUUACAUUUUGUGAUAUGCUUGAUCGCAAAAAUACGACUUCUGAAACUUGUGAAAAGUCUCAGGCAAUGUGGUUUGAAGGGUCAGAAAGACGGGUUCAGAACUUUUGUCCAAAAUAUGACGCAGCUGAUACGAAGGGUGAGCACUGCACGCACCUUUCCAAUUUUUUUCUCUUUUUUGUGUUUUGUUUGUUUGUUGUUGUUUGUUUGUUCAUUGUUGUUUGUUUGUUCGUUGUUGUUUGUCUGUUAUUUUGGGCAUGUGUAUUCAGCUGUUUGGUUGUGUUUUUUUUAUUUUAGUACUACAACCUGUCAAGAAUCAGUAUUUUGCCAAUUGAUUGAACAAAUCCACCAAAUGUGUAACAAUAAUAUAUACUAUAAAAGUUUUGACGAUUAUGAGCUGUAUUAUUUUUGAAUUUAAAUUUAGUACUGUUGAAAAGAUCACAAAGCAGCAAAAGUACAACGUAUUUAAGACAUUUUGUAGAGAAAUAUACAUGUAGAUGAUGUUGUUGUAGAUUUUACAUACUUUAUAUUUUGUGUCAUUUAUUGCAGAUACAACAGUAGUUUUACAUGCAGAAUAAUACAAUUUUCCAAAUUAAUGAACACUGUGAUAACUUGUAUAGAAAAGGUAGGAAAAAAAACCUGCCAAAACAGGUGUUUGUAAAGGUUUGCCAAACCACAAAAGAAACUCGAAAAUAUGUGCAAUUCUGUCAAUGAGCUAUAAAAACUUUGAAAUAUUUGUCAACCCAUUGUCUUUAGCUCCUUGGGCUUCAGAAAAAAAAAAGCUUUCCAAACUUAUGCGAUGGUGUUGCAGACCAUUUGCUAAUCUGAGUAUCACCCAUUCUGCAGUACCAGUUGUGUGCAGCAUCGUCUGCAAGCAAGCUCCAUAACGUAGAUUAAUGAGUUGCAUAGUGUUAAACUUUGGGUCGUCAUACCCCAUGCAACGUAAUGGUAUCUCUUCUACACCGUAGUCUGUUUACCUCUGAAUGUGUAGAGACACGUGCACGGUGCAGAAUUAAGUGACAUGUUGGGGAAAAAACUGAGAUCUUUCAGUUUUGCUUUGAGUGAUUGUAAUUAGUUUCAUGAGUUGAUGAGAGUUCAACCCCAUCAAGAUCAAUUUUGGUUGCUGAAAAAAGGUCCGGAAAAUCUUCCCAUCCAAUUGCCAUCCUUUUCCACAUUUUUAAACUCCAACCUUCAAACUUUUUGAAUUUCAGUUUGUACAUCGUACAUUUAAUUUUGGUGAUAAUUCACGUAACAAAAUAUCCCCAUAACCCAAGCCCCCAACCCAAAGAUUUUUGACCUAAACUGAAUUGAGUUAACCUUUACAAUAUACACCCCUCAUUGUAAACUUUCUGCUAUUUUUAGCUGUUGAAGGACAAGAGACAUUUCUGUUAUCUCUAUAUAUAUUUACAUUACCCUUUUCCAUCAACAUUAAGUUUCAAGUACAGUCAUUUGCAAAAGUUUAAGACCACCCAUUCAAAAUGCAGUAACUCAAAGGAAAACCAAAUUUUAGCAAAUAAAUCUUUGAAACUUACGUUUAUUUUAUUUAUUUAUUUUUAAACGGCAAGAAAUGGUGCUUCAAAAAUUAACAUUUGUCCCAGUGAACUGCAAAGCUGCUUUAAUCUUUCAACAAGAACUCAAGGGAUCCUUCACAACAAUUUGCCGGAUCACAUGGUCUUCACGGGGGUAGUUUUUCUUGGACAACCAUGCCUUUUCUGGUCAGAAAAUGAGCCAUCUCUUUGAAAUUUGAAAUGGCAUGGUGCAUAGCAGUCUUGCUGCAACCAGCCCCCUUCAGAGUAGCUCAGGGUAGCCCUCUUGAUGGAGGGUUGCCAUUUGGGCCCAUUGAACCUGACCAAGACAGGCUUUUUUUCCCAUGCUGCAGCAAAGACAAAAUGCCAUACAAGACAUGUCUUGGCAAAAACUUGCAUUCACAUAGGCUCAUAGCACUACUUUCAUGUUAUGACCACUGUAGUAGACAUGUUAUGUAAUCAUCCGAUGAGACAAAGGAAUGCAGGCUCAUUGACAGAAAUACCCAUAAAUUCCAGGUGGUCUUAAACUUUUGCAAAGGACUGUACUAUUCAAAUUGGCGGUACAAAGCCGUUGGCCGUCAUGUUUACAAUAUGAGCGACUUCACGUCAAAUUCUGGUGCUGGGGACAUAGAAGCUUGGUUGACCUUAUAACAGCGCAUAAGUUGGUGAACCUUGAUCCAUGUGAUUAAUAUGUUGAAACUUGAAUCUUUGAGAGAUUUUCUGGAUUAGAAUAGGUUCAUUCUGUUUGCCAAUCGCUAUUAUCGCUGUCCAGAGUUUGAAAAUCUUAUUUGUAAUGGCAAGCAGAAUGGGAAAUGUGACCGAUCAUUCCAAACACAGGACCUAGACUGGUUUUUAUUUUGAUAUUUUGCAAUUCCUAUUUUCGUACUUCGAAGCCAUCCAAAGUAACAAUUUUUUCAGAAAUGGUUGAUAUUUUACGGACAAUGAAAGUUAUGAGAUUUUCAUGUUUUGUGUAUGAAAAAAUAGCUGAUAUUCCUUCAACCUAGUUAGUUUUGGAAUGGUAGGUCACAAAUUUGGUCUUUAAGUGUUUUUUGUUCGUUUACAGAGUGUGUUCUGUUUUGGCAAAGUUAAAACAUUUGUGGUACCUAAAUGAACAACUCAUGCAAUGCUUGAAUACGUAACCCUAUUCACCAAAGUCAACACCAGUCACAAGGGUCCAAUUUAGAUUAUUGAGCUGAAAUUGUUGUUUUAGAAGUGUCCUCUGGGGGCCAGUGACAGGCUAUGUAAAUAUAAUAUAACAUUGCUUUUUUUCUUGUGGAUGGGUUUCUUGAAAAAGCUUUUUGAUAAAUAGUGUACAAUUUUUGCAAGUUUGGUCAGUGCCAUAACAUUCAAAACAUGCAUACAGCUCCUUAAAAUUGUUACCGAC